AUGGAUUCCGAAGAGUCAGCAUCCAGCCAAAUGAGGCAGCCGAGCUCACAUGCUAAGACGGAUCAUGGAGACACUCAGAGUAUCUCGUCUAGUGGACAGACCAAAUCUAUAUCCGCCUCUCGAGACUCUUCAAGUAGGGAUAGUGUGGAGGAUCAUCGUAAUAUGAUAAUUGCUAGUUUACUUGAAGACUACAUCCGCACUCGUGCUGCCGAGGUCCUCAAUGCAGCUAAUCCGGGUAAGAACUACACUAGACAGUCGCCAGAGAUCCAGCCGUUGGUCCGACAGCUCUUUGCAGAGGCGAGUCACAAGCUUUCAGAAAAUGGAAUACUAGCGGAGUCUGCUACUACCGAUGGUGGUCUAGGAAUUCGACGUCAAUAUCUGUCGGCAGUGGACAACAUAAUGGCGAAUUCCCAAACCCUCGCUUCAAGUGUAUCCAGUCCGGUGCACGGCUUGGUAUCUCAAGCAUCCCAGCUAGCUCUUGUUCCGCACCUUUCUCAAUUGGAUCUCCAGUCGGAGCCCCAACAGAGUCAUUACCGGUCCUCUUUCCGUGAGCUUGCCCUUCUCGGAAAAGGUGGCUUCGGAAAGGUUUAUCGGUGCUUCAACCCACUAGAUCAGAAGACAUACGCAGUGAAGAAGAUUCAAUUAUCCCCGAAGCUAGGGAAGAGGUUUCGUGAUGGGAGACUUGAAGAGCUUCAGCAUAUCCUGCGUGAAGUCCAAGCUCUAGCUACCCUAGAUCAUCCCAAUAUCGUCCGGUAUCACGCUACCUGGCUUGAGGAUCCCCAUCAGUUUCCCUCUCCCUUAAUUAUGGACUCACGCAAUUCUAAUUCAAGGCCCCGUUCAAGUCGACAUCAACAGCUAUUGCUGAGUAAUCACCCCUUUUCUCAGGAAACCGAGGGUGAACCAGAACCCGAACCCUCCCUUAGCGGUGGAGUAAUCUUCGAGGCAGAUACGUUGUCUCUUCCCGACAAAGAGUCAGUUCACCAGCCCCAAUGGUUUGAAAAGACCGCUUCUAGUCAUAGCCCCGUCGAGAGCCCGAGUUUGUCAAGCACCAGCGACAUCUUCACAGACGGUAAGGGCCAUCUAGAAAACAGCAGUCAAAGACAUCAAACCUUUGAUGCAACUGGCCACACGUUAUACAUCCAGAUGUCGCUAUAUCCUAUGACGCUGGCCCAGUAUAUCUCCUUCUCAUCCAAUGAUACCAAUAUACCCAAACACUGCUUUCACUUAAUUCCUAGUCUUCGACUACUUCAUUCUAUACACUCAGGCCUGCGAUACAUUCACUCUAAAGGCUUCCUGCACAGAGAUAUCAAACCAGGCAACAUCUUCCUCUCGUUAACUGAGGAAGAGUUACAAGGUGGAUCAUUCAAUCUUUCGUGCAAUUCCUGUCAGAAGAAGACGGGCGAAGUGUCACCACGCUGGAUCAAUGCUCGAAUCGGUGAUUUUGGGCUGGUCGCCCAACUAGCACGCGGCGAAUUGCCCCUGUCACCUUAUGAGGGCGACAAUAGCACGCCAACGUCUGAUAAACGUCCUGUCGGCACCACGAACUACCGACCACCUCCUUUCAAAGGCGCUGAUGACGAGAAAGUUGACAUUUUCGCACUCGGUGUCGUGUUCGUCGAAAUGCUAUGCCGCUGCAGCACGGCGAUGGAACGCGCCGAGAUGUUUAAGGGGUUGCAGCUUGGCUGCGUGCCGUCAAGCCUCGAAGAGAGCUUGGAAGGCGAAGGCCACCCCGCUAAAGUCGUGAACGAAGUGGUCUCGCUUGCCAAGGCGAUGGUCGACCCUGAUCCAAAGAAAAGAUGGUCCAGUUCUCAGGAAUCCAGCGGCAAUAUCGAUUUUCAAGAAUGGAGCCCUGACGAAAUCCACAAAUUCAUAGCUUACGUCUAUGGGAAAAAUAUUUCUGCUGGCAACUACGACUUUGUCGAUUUGAUGAAGCUCUGGGAGAUGGGAGAUUACUUCCUAAUCCCUGCCAUGUGCCAGAAGUUACCAGAGAAGUUGCAGGAAGCUCUUGAGAACGCUUCUCUUACUGUGCUACGUUUAUAUCCAAAUGAGGGUAAUAUUAAGAACUACGCGGCCAAGAUGACUAAAGGGGAAUGCGAAAAGCAGAUAAUGGAAAUAGCGACACAAUUUCGGAAGGCAGUUUCUUACGUAUAUGAGAAGGCCAAACCUGACGUCCUCAAAUCCCAGCUAGCCAAAUGCUAUUUACAAGGCAUAUUUCGAUGUCAUGCAGACUCGCGGUGGGGGAUAAAAUCACUUAUAGAAAACGAAGCACCCGAGUUCGCUGUUGAAGUCUUGCGCCAAAUAAGUAGCGUUGGAGAGGAAACUAGGCUCUUACCCAAGCCCAAGCCUAACCCGAAGCCUAAGCAGAGCUUCGACUUCGAAGUCGAAGCCUCCUUAUUCUGUGACAUGGCUCACGGACGGGAAGGCUUUUUAGCGGGUCUAGGCCGCGCUGCCCUCUAUGGGCAUAGCGCCGGAGAUGACUCCGUCUAA
Molecule: messenger RNA, 2487 nt
Organism: Annulohypoxylon truncatum
Lineage: Eukaryota; Fungi; Ascomycota; Sordariomycetes; Xylariales; Hypoxylaceae
Product: kinase-like domain-containing protein
Exons: 5
Coding region: 1-2487 (828 amino acids)
Biological process (GO): protein phosphorylation
Molecular function (GO): ATP binding; protein kinase activity
Source: RefSeq, a predicted model, not a curated record